Messenger RNA from Trichophyton rubrum CBS 118892, 714 nucleotides. RefSeq lists its product as uncharacterized. The record is from RefSeq and is a predicted model, not a curated record. Gene Ontology annotation, molecular function: hydrolase activity. The transcript has 4 exons. Lineage: Eukaryota; Fungi; Ascomycota; Eurotiomycetes; Onygenales; Arthrodermataceae. Bases 1 to 714 code for a protein of 237 amino acids.
AUGAAGUGGAAUCGCGCCGUCUCUCUCAUUCUUUGCCUUGCGGCAUCUGUCUGCAAUGCCGGACGUGACGACUUUUUUAACAUUCCAGGACGGGUGCAGUGCAAAGAAGUUCUCGCGAUCAUAGCCCGUGGAACGAGUGAGCCACCAGGCGAAGGACCCCAGCACAUCUUUGGCGAGGAGCUUCAACGGAGGCUGGGUGAGGACCGAGUCGGGCACAUUCCUCUUGACUGGCCUGCAUCUCUCUUCCCCACUUAUGGCGAGUCCGUUCGGAAAGGUACUGAGGCCGUCAAGAGGACGGUCGCCAGAUAUGUUUCUUCGUGCCCAAAGAUCAAAAUUGUCCUUCUGGGAUUUUCACAGGGAGCCCAAGUUCUAAGUGAUACAAUGUGUGGUAUGGCUGAGCAUACCUUCCCAAAAACUGAUCCUAUCGAUCCAAGACUAGGAAGGAACAUCGUUGCCGUUGUUGGAAUGGGAGAUCCCACCCAUAAUCCUGGCCAGCCGUACAACGUGGGAACUUCUAAACGCAAAGGAUGGUUCCCCCGUCUCAACGAUGAAAGUUGCAGAAGAUACGAUUGUGUUCGCGUCUCAUACUGUGACCAUGGCGAUAUAUAUUGUGAUCAUGGUAUUGACCCAUUGGUUCACAGCAGUUACUUCAAGAACUACUUCGAACAUUGCAUGAACUUCAUGAUCAAAAAGAUCGAGGGAGUAAAUCCUUGA